This is a messenger RNA of Magnolia sinica, 980 nucleotides long. Its product is annotated as enoyl-CoA delta isomerase 2, peroxisomal-like. Gene Ontology annotation, biological process: fatty acid beta-oxidation. The transcript has 2 exons. Gene Ontology annotation, cellular component: peroxisome. The coding region runs from base 33 to 746 and encodes 237 amino acids. The record is from RefSeq and is a predicted model, not a curated record. Gene Ontology annotation, molecular function: delta(3)-delta(2)-enoyl-CoA isomerase activity; enoyl-CoA hydratase activity. NCBI's taxonomy places the organism in Eukaryota, Viridiplantae, Streptophyta, Magnoliopsida, Magnoliales, Magnoliaceae.
AGAGAGAGAGAGAGAGAGAGAGGGAGAGCACCAUGUGCACGUUAGAGAAGCGCGGCCACGUUUUCGUCCUCACCCUCUCCGGGGAGGGCGAGCACCGCCUCAACCCCACCCUCAUCGACGCCAUCCAAGACGCCUUGGGCCAAGUCCGAGCCGACCCCACCCCCGGCUCGGCCCUUGUCACAACCGCCCAGGGUAAGUUCUUCUCCAACGGUUUCGAUCUCAACUGGGCCAAAGCCGGUGGAGCCGCUUCCCAAGAACGGGUCCACCAGAUGGGCUCGAAAUUCGAACAGAUCGUGGCCGAUCUGAUGUCGCUUCCGAUGCCAACCGUCGCAGCAGUUACGGGCCACGCCUCCGCAGCUGGCUGCAUGCUGGCGCUGAGCCACGACUACGUCUACAUGAGAAAAGACAGGGGCUUUCUUUAUAUGAGCGAGCUCGAUAUUGGCCUUCCCUUCCCCGAUUAUUUCAUGGCCAUGAUGAGGUCGAAGAUCGCUGCCCCGAGGGCUCGGCGCGACGUGGUUCUUAGGGCCGCGAAGAUCAAGGCGGAAGAGGCCGUCGAGAUGGGGAUUAUCGAUGAGGCGCACAGUAGCCCCGGUGAGACGGUGGAGGCUGCGAUGCGCCGUGCGGAGGAGCUGGCAGGGAGAAAGUGGGACGGCGAGGUGUACGCUUCGAUAAGGAAAGCGACAUUUUCGGAGAUUUCGGGAGUGCUGGGGCUGGUGGAGAAGUUAGAUAUAGCUUCGCGCCUCUGAUGCGCGGUAGAUCGGGAGAUGUAUUGACCGUUCAUCAGAAUGCAGGUGUAGGUAGGGAUGACUUUGGCACUGAUCUCGGGGCUAAAGCAACAAGAGAGGAGGACGGAUAUUACGAGGAAGAGCCGCAUCAGGAAGCGGCGGAAUAUUAUGAAUUGAAUCAGUAGAGGCUGUAUUUUGUUUUAUUUUAUUGGCACAAUUGAAUUUAUAAGUUUUGUAUUUGCAUCCCCAGCCGAG